CACAGCACAAAGAGAUAAAAAAGUGUUUGUAGUUUGGGCCAGACCAAACAUGGCUGUGAGGUUUGGGAUAAGACAAGUCUCCUGACAAGGUCAAGGGUGAUGGGUGGGGAGAAUCAUUCUGGAGAGGCUGUGCUGUUACCCGAGGGUCUGAGCCAUUGGUUCCAACUCCACGGAUCCUGAGCCUUAGUCACUCCAGGCUCUGCAGCCUUUUCCAGGCAUCUGACUUAUUCUGCCUUCAGAGCUGGAUCUUUCUCUGGUAGGUUCUCGGUGAAGACCACUGCCAUACUGGUGACUGUGACCUGCCUGACCAUCACAGCACCAUGUCCACCCGGUCGACAUCCCCAGAAAAGUGGGCCUUGUGUGUCGUGCGCUGCUGCCUUCACCUGCCACAGCUCUUCUCCACCUGCGUAGCUUUCUCCCUGGUGACUGACAUGGGCAUUGGAAAGGGGGCCAUAGGUAACUGGUCCCUGUGCCUCUGGGGCUUCUGUUUCACUGUGACCCUCAUCACCUCCAUCACUGAGUUAUGUAAGGUCCAGUCCUGCUUUCCUUUCUUUUGGAACAACUUCCCCGUCACCUAUGCCUGCUACGCAGCCCUCGUCUGCCUCUCGGUUUCCAUCAUCUACUCCGUCACUUACAUCCAGUUCUUGCCUUAUGGUCCUCACCGAGACCGGGCCAUCGCCGCCACUGCAUUCUCUUGCAUCGCAUCUGUGCUGUAUGCCAUGGAAGUGGCCUGCACGUGGAAUGGCUACAAGAUCAUGAAUACCACCUGCUAUGUGCUCACUAUGCCAGGCCUGCUGAAGGUGCUGGAGACCUUCAUGGCCGGUGUCAUCUUCGCCUUUCUCAGCAACACCUCCCUGUACCUGCACCAGCCGGCCCUGGAGUGGUGCGUGGCCGUGUACUCCAUCUGCUUCAUCCUGGCAGCAGUGACCACCCUGUUGAACCUGGUUGAAUGGGAACACAGGCUGCCUGUCGAGGCUGUGAUCACGAUGCUCUCUGUCCUUCUCUACAUCAGCGCUCUGGUCCUCUGGCCACUCUACCAGUUCAACGAGGAGUUCGGCGGGCAGCCCCAGAGGUCCAGUGAUUGGGACUGCAGGGACGAGCUCACCUACGACAUGUGCACCUGGGACCAGCGAUUGGCUGUGGCCAUCCUGACAGCCAUCAACCUGCUGGCUUACGUGGCCGACCUGGGGUACUGGGCCCGCCAGGUCUCUGUAGGGACUGAGGACCAGUCCAGGGACUCCUGAUCCUCUGCUCACAGGAGGACCUGAGACUCCUUCCUUCUCUGCCCACCGCCCCCUCCCACCUCCUAAGGUGCUGACUCCACAUCACACAGCCCUCUGUGCAGCUGUUCAUACCCUGGGCCUCCAGAGGGGCCUCGUUGCCAAAGCGUGUCUGUCCCCCUGGGGGUGUCUUAGUUGGGGUGUGUGUGUGUGGGUUUGGGAGUGGAGUGGGUAAUGAGGGAUUGUGUCCCCUUUCUCCCAGUGGAGGGUGGUGUAUAGUGCCCUUCCCCUUCAACUAAAAACAAACAAACAAAAUCUCUGGCCUUCAGUAAUUUCCACUGAGCAGGAGUCUUGAAGUAGAGACCCUGGAUUCCUGGGCCCCAGUUGGUGCUCCGCCCCACCUGAGAUUGGCUCCAGAAUUUCUCCUAGCAUGCCAACCAAUGUCUGGGGAAUCAAAAAAGGAGCCGGUGAAGAUCUCCAGGGACUUGAAGAUACUUGUUUAUGGUGUUGGUGAGGGACAGUGAUGUCAUCCUCCCGCCCUAGUGAUAAAAACUGCAGAGCCCAAGAUAGUAAAGGUUUUGUUGACUUGAAGAUGAGGGUGACUAAAAAUUAAAGCAGGGAAGCUAGGAAUUCCCCCACUUCGCUACCCCAGAAAUUGUCCUUUGAUAGUAUUACUUUACUCGUGGCAUCUGCUAUGUGUCUGUCCUCAAGACGCUUCCUCAGAUUUAGAAGCAAAAAGACUUUAACAAGACAAAAAUCGAUAGCCUGUUAGUUUAGCAGUUGGAGUGGAAAUCAAUUAAGUCAGCUGAGGAAAAAGAGAGUAAUAGGAUCUCUUCAAAAUUCAAAUCCAUAAUUUUUAAAGGACAGGGAAAAAGCUGGACAUCAAUUUUUUAAAUAUAAAAUAAUGAGAUGCUAGCAACUGGGUGGCUGCAUAUGAAUUUGUUCAACUAAUUUUUAUUACAGUACUUAAGGGAAUAAUGCUGACCUCAACGAUUAGUACUUUUGGACUGAGUACUUUUUUAGUCCUUUCAUAGGACCCAUCAGUUUAGAAAAUUGUUCUAUUUGAUUAGCAAUAAAGUACAUAUUUGCAUACUUUUUUUUUAAGUGGGUAAACUUUAAUCAUAGUAAGUUUAACAAAAUAACACAGCACUCUAGUUAAAGGCAAAUGAUACUGGAACGUUCCAACAGUUUAACAUCUGCUCCCCUCUCCCCCGUCUUACCAAGUCUGGUAAUGGGACUUAAUUUGUUCAAUUCACUGCCAGAGCCUUGCUUCUUUAGCCUUACUUUUUAAUUACUGUGUCGUCUGUGCUGGAGCUAGAGAAUCACUCUGGCUUGAUUCAUCAGCUGAUAUCAUAUGAAACAGAGCUGGAAAAAGAUGGAAAUAGAGAGGUUACCAGUGACUCAGAAACUGAGCUUCCGAAAAUUUAUUGAACAAUCUGACUUACUAGAAGAACUUAAAUAUGACUUCAAUGAAAAAGCUGAAUUGAGACACACUGAGACACAUGGGCCUUUUGCCUUUAACUAUUAUAAAAAUGUUCUGGAGAGGAAUAGCAAGCGCUACUGGGCCCUUGGCCAUUUGCCAUUUAUGAACUUUUGGAGAAAGUGUGCAAAUUACAAAAAGUAUAUAUCCCACCAGAGGCUGAUAAGGAACCAAGAAGCUUCUUUUUCAUGAGUGAGAGAGCAUUAUCAAAUCAUCAUUCUGCUCUUCUUGUCCUCCUUCAAGACCACGGGGUCUUUAGAGCUGGUCAGUGGAGUCAGCAGGCAAUAAUACAUCAUGGUCUCCAACAUGGAAGUCAGAUACCAUGUAUUCAAAUGGCACUGCAGGUACAUUAUGAUGUAAUUGUGCUAAACCCCAUGACAAUUUUGUGGACCAGCAGACAGGAAAAGAGUGGAAAGAACUCUUAACACAAAAUGUUGAGUUCUCUUCCAGAAAAAUGGUUCAGACAGAGAGCUUCUUCUCUCUCCAGGAGUCUCUCCAAUGUAUUCCAAAAAGAUGCAACAACACCCUUGAAGAACACAUGGUUUAUAUUUGGGAUUACUUCAUUUCAAAGACUGAAGGCAAGGAUGUUGCCUUCAUUGUACAUGGUUAUGGAGGCUUGGUUUUUAUGGACUUGCUUGUUCAUAAAAAGUGGGACGUGAUGAGCAAAGUAUACGCCGUUGCACUUAUUGACUCUGAACAUCAUCACAUAGGACACCAGUUGGGAAGUGAUGUCCAGUUAUUAGAAUGGAUAAAGCAGCACUGCCGUGAAUGGGUGACAAGUCCAAAGCCUUUGGAUAAACCUGCAACAACCAUUUUGAAAAAGGAGUUUCCUACAGUUUCUGCUGGUACAGAAAAACACAACUUAGCCCCUUCCUCUAGCCUUCAGUCUAUUUUUAAAUACUUUAGAAAACCUUUGAAAGCCAAAACAGCUAUUAAUUUUUCUUGAGUGUCCAUAGUGACUAGAAGCUCCACAAAAAGAAAGCAAAGUGCUUAAGUUACUUUUUUUGUCAUCUAAGAUUGUUUUGUCCUACUGAAACUUUGCUAAUGUAGAUGCUAGAAGAGAAGAACACUUCCAACUGGUAUGCAGUGUUAUGUUCUGACUUCAAGUCUGAUUUGUUGAGUUUUUUUAAGUAAAUAUGUUUUGCAAAUAUGUUCUGUAGCCUACUGGUGAACCAGGAAGUCAGUACCGUCAUUAAUAUUUUACAAUAUUAGUCAAAGUAGUGCUGUUAGAGGAUCUUCUUAGGAAAAGAUUUCAUAUGGUUUAAUAGAAUGACACCAAAACUGUAAUUGAUAGAAAUUAAAUAUUAAGUAAAUCUUUGACUUCUG
Messenger RNA from Dama dama (fallow deer), 4026 nucleotides. RefSeq names its product myeloid-associated differentiation marker-like. The transcript has 2 exons. Bases 321 to 1244 code for a protein of 307 amino acids. Gene Ontology annotation, cellular component: cell-cell junction; plasma membrane. Lineage: Eukaryota; Metazoa; Chordata; Mammalia; Artiodactyla; Cervidae. The record is from RefSeq and is a predicted model, not a curated record.